Nicotiana tabacum (common tobacco) is the source of this 2293-nucleotide messenger RNA. The record is from RefSeq and is a predicted model, not a curated record. NCBI's taxonomy places the organism in Eukaryota, Viridiplantae, Streptophyta, Magnoliopsida, Solanales, Solanaceae.
AAAAAACAUCCCCCAUCCUUUUUUCUCUCUCUUCGUUUUUUCCUUCUCAUUCGACAAGUACGAAGAAGAAGGAGAAGAAGAAAGGGAAUUUAGUGAGAGAAAGUUUAGAGAGAGAGUUGAACCCACAGUUUUCAGCUAAAACCACUGUGAUGGCAAUUUCUAGGGUUUUGUGAAUUUGAUAAGAAAUUCAGAGGAAAGAGGAAAUCUGAACUCUGAGAUGGAAAUGCCAGGUAGACGAUCGAAUUAUACUUUGUUGAGUCAAGUUCCCGACGAUAAUUUCCUUCCUCCGCCGUCGAAGUACGGAGGUGGCGGCGGAGGAGCUCAGUAUUACGAGUCUCAUUCUGGCGAGAAGAGUAAUAAAGGCAAAGGAGUAGGUGAUAAUAGAGGAUAUGAUUGGGAUUUGAUUGAUCACCGUAUGAUGCAAGCGCCGACGACAAGUCGGAUCGGUGCGGCGGCACCGUUUCCAGUUUCGAUUGGUUUACAGAGGCAAUCGAGUGGGAGUAGCUUCGGUGAGAGUUCGAUCUCCGGUGAGUAUUACAUGCCGUCGUCGCUUUCUAAUGCUGAAGCAUCGUUUGGAUAUCCCAAUGACGGUGGCGGUGGCGGUGCUGAAUUGAGGAUGAAGCCGUUGGAUGCUGCUAACUUGUGUGGCUCAUCUUCUAAGAGUUGGGCACAGCAGACCGAGGAGAGUUACCAGCUGCAGUUAGCAUUGGCUUUACGGCUUUCUUCAGAAGCUACUUGUGCUGAUGAUCCCAAUUUCUUGGAUCCUGUGCCUGAUGAAUCCGCUUCCCGUGCUUCUGCUUCAGCUGCUUCAGUCGAGACCGUUUCCCAUCGAUUCUGGGUAAAUGGAUGCUUAUCGUACUAUGACAGAGUGCCUGAUGGAUUUUACUUGAUUCAUGGGAUGGAUCCAUAUGUCUGGAUUGUCUGCUCAGAUCUGCAAGAAAGUGCCCGCAUUCCAUCUAUUGAAUCAUUGAGGGCUGUUGAUCCCUCUGUAGUACCAUCACUUGAAGUGAUUUUGAUUGAUCGGCGUAGUGAUCCUAGCUUGAAGGAACUGCAGAAUCGGAUCCAUAACCUCUCACCUAGUUGCAUCACAACAAAAGAGGUUGUUGAUCAGCUCGCUAAGGUAGUCUGCAAUCAUAUGGGGGGCACAGCUUCUGCUGGAGAAGAUGAGUUGGUUCCUAUGUGGAAGGAGUGCAGUGAUGACCUGAAGGAUUGUCUAGGAUCUGUCGUGCUUCCCAUUGGUAGCCUGUCUAUUGGCCUUUGUAGGCAUCGAGCUUUGCUAUUUAAAGUGCUAGCUGACAUCAUUGAUUUACCAUGUCGAAUUGCGAAAGGAUGUAAAUAUUGUAAUAGAGCUGAUGCUUCCUCAUGUCUAGUUCGAUUUGGACUUGACAGGGAGUACCUGGUUGAUUUGAUUGGGAACCCUGGAUGUUUAUGUGAACCAGAUUCCUCGCUCAAUGGCCCAUCUUCUAUCUCAAUUUCUUCACCAUUGCGAUUUCCGAGAUUCAGAGAAGUUGAACCAACAAUUGAUUUCAGGUCAUUUGCCAAACAGUAUUUCUCAGAUUGUCAAUCGCUUAAUCUUGUGUUCGAGGAUCCUUCAGCAGGAGCUGCUGUUGAUGGAGAUUCAGGACAAACUGACCGAAAUAAUAUGGAGAGAAAUAGUGUAGUCCCUAGUUCAAGUAACCAUGAUGAAAUUUCUCGGUUACCUGUCCCUCCAGUUGGGCAUGGAGAUACUCAACCACUGAUGGCAUUAUCAGACCCAAGAGGAAGAGGGAAUGAUAUGAGGUUUCUCGAUGGAGGAAGUCAACUUGUUCCUGCUAAACAAAGUAGAGACCUUGCCCUUGAAGUAGAAGAAUUUGAUAUUCCCUGGGAAGAUCUUGUUCUGAAGGAGAGGAUUGGGGCAGGGUCUUUUGGUACCGUUCACCGUGCUGAUUGGAAUGGCUCUGAUGUUGCUGUGAAGAUUCUCAUGGAACAAGAUUUUCAUGCGGAGCGAUUCAAGGAAUUUUUGCGGGAGGUUGCAAUUAUGAAGCGAUUGCGACAUCCAAAUAUUGUGCUUUUUAUGGGUGCUGUCACUCAGCGACCAAACUUGUCCAUAGUUACAGAAUAUUUAUCAAGAGGGAGCUUAUACAGACUUCUUCAUAAACCUGGUGCGAGGGAGGUUUUGGAUGAAAGGCGUCGGUUGUCUAUGGCUUACGAUGUGGCAAAGGGGAUGAAUUAUCUACAUAAGCGCAAUCCUCCCAUUGUUCAUAGAGAUUUAAAAUCUCCAAAUCUUUUAGUGGACAAGAAAUAUACAGUGAAG